AGUAGUCUUCAGGUAUUGGAACUGAUCGUUGCAUCAAACUCUAAUAUAAAUUUCGCAAUAUUUUCCAGUUCUACUGAAGGACAAAACAAUGAAAAUCGCCAUUGUUUUAUUGGCCAUUGUUAGCUUGGUUGCUAGAAGCAGCAUCUCUAAGCAUGAAGUCAAAAUCGCCGACAAGGACUUUUUGGCUAAACAAAAGUUCCUUUUCGAAAUUGUUUACCGCGUUGAGGAUCCCUUGAUGUUCGAGGAAUGGAUCAAGUUGGGCAAGACUUUCGCCCUUGACAAGGCUGACUACACUCACUUCGAUAUGUACAUGGAGAAAUUAUAUGCAGCCUACAAGCAUGAUGCUCUUUUACCCAAGGGUGAAUUCUUCGGGGCCCUGGUAAAGACCCACUUUAAACAGGCUUAUGGUUUGUUUGAAUUCUUCUACUAUGCCAAGAACUGGGAAGUCUUCCAACGCAACGUUGCCUGGGCUCGUAUGCAUUGCAACGAAGGCAUGUUCGUCUAUGCUUUGACUUUGGCCGUCAUCCACCGUGAUGAUUUCCAUGGCUUGAUCUUGCCUUCCAUCUACGAAAUCUUCCCUCAAAACUUCUUCAACAGCAAAUUCGUUUAUGAAGCUGAGAAAUUCGAUUACGAUGUUUGGAGCAAAUACAUCAUGUACGAGAAGGAAUACAAGGAUAUCCUCUACAAGGAUAGCAUGAAAUUUGACAGCCAUUACUACUAUUUCUACACCAAGGACUGGCAGACGUGGCAAUGGUGGAAGAUGAUGGGUUUGGACGAGCAGUGGUACCCUGAAGAACACAUCAUAUUGCUAGGUAAUAUGGAUAAGUACAAGAACCCUAAAUACCUGGAAAUCUUCGAAGGUACCAAGAUGUUCUUCAUGCCUGUCGAUUACACCCGUGACAUUGAAUUCUUCAACCAGGAAUCUGCUUUGUCUUACUUCACCGAAGAUGUUGGUUUCAACGCCUACUGGUACUACCUUAACAUGGACUACGCUUUCUUCUUAGAUGGCAGGACCUAUGGCUUGAACAAGGAUCGUCGUGGUGAAUACUGGUUGUACAUUGUCCGCCAAAUUUUGUCUCGUUACUACAUGGAACGUUUGUCUCACGGUUUUGGCGAAAUUCCCGAAUUCUCCUACUUCAACACCAUCGAAUACGGUUACAACCCUCAAUUGGUUUACUACAAUGGUGUUGGUUACUCUUACCGCAAGAACUACUUCGAAGUUGAAAGCUACGGCAAAUUCGACUACUACUACAAGGUUAUGGACUUCUUUAACCGUUUGGAUGAAAUCAUCACCAAGGGUGUCUAUGUCACCUACGAAGGCAAGACCAUUGACUUGCGCAAACCCGAAUCCAUUGAAUACAUUGGCAGCAUUAUGCAGGGUAACGUUGAUGCUUUUGACGAAUUCUUCUUCAAAUACUGGUACAUGUUUUCCCAUAUGUAUUUCGGUGAUGUGAACACUAACGAUUUCGAAGUCUUCCCUCACAUCUUCUUGAACUACGAAACCAUGAUGCGUGAUCCAAUGUUCUACAUGUUCUACAAGAAGAUUGCUUCCGUCUACUUCCAAUUCUUCUACUAUGUCAAACCCUACACUCACGAAGAAUUGUUGUUCCCUGGUGUUACCAUUAAGGACGUUAAGGUCAGUAAAUUGGUUACCUUCUUCGAUUUGGUCGACUUUGAUGUCACCAACUUGUUGAACGACAAGAUGAAUUUCAUUGAUGGUCAAUUCGUUUGGGACAAAACAUUGUUGGCCCGUCAAAUGCGUCUUAACCACAAACCCUUCGACUUUGAUUUCGUUAUUGAAUCCUAUAAGGAACAAAAGGUUGUUAUCCGCACCUUUUUAGGCCCCAAAUACGACGAAUUCGGCCGUGUUAUUUCCUUGACGAAAAACCGUGAAAACUUCAUGGAACUCGACAGCUUCAUCUACACUCUCAAAUCUGGUAUCAACGAAUUCAAACGUCUCUCCGAGGACUUCUACUGGACCGUGGAAGACCGCACUUCCUACACUGAAUUGUACAAAUAUGUCAUGCUUGCUUUCGAAGGCAAAUACAACUUCCCCUUGGACAUCAGCGAACCCCACUGUGGUUUUCCCGAUCGUUUGAUCUUACCCCACGGUUGGGUGGAGGGUAUGCCCAUGCAACUCUUCUUCUACGUCACUCCUUACAAUGCCUCCUACGAACAUUUGUCUACCUUCGACUACACUUACUCUUGUGGUAUUGGCUCUGGCGUUCGUUACGUUGAUGAAAUGCCUUUCGGUUAUUCAUUCGACCGUGAAAUCGAUGAAUACGAAUUUUUCGUAUCCAACAUGUACUUCAAGGAUGUUAAGAUUUACCACACGAAGACCUUCGAAAAGUAUUACGAGCCCGAGUAUUAUUGCUACAAAUAUGAAAAGUUUAGUCACUUCGAUUACGCCUACAUUCAUUAGGUAAAAAGUGCAAGAUGCUACGUGCAAAAACAAAAACGAAAAAAAAACCUGAUGAUUUCAUGCAUCUGGAGUGAUAAGCUCACUCCCCGAACAAAUCGGAACUACAUAAUUUGUAUAAAAAGCGCAAAAAUUAAGCAAUCAUCAGCAGUCUUUAGGUAUUGGAACUGAUCGUUGCAUCAAACUCUAAUCCGUGGACAGUUUGGUUUUGAAUUUUACGCGCUCUGUUGAAGGACUAAACAAUGAAAAUCGCUAUCGCUUUAUUGGCUA
This is a messenger RNA of Lucilia sericata (common green bottle fly), 2689 nucleotides long. Its product is annotated as arylphorin subunit C223-like. The coding region runs from base 89 to 2422 and encodes 777 amino acids. Lineage: Eukaryota; Metazoa; Arthropoda; Insecta; Diptera; Calliphoridae. The record is from RefSeq and is a predicted model, not a curated record. The transcript has 3 exons.